This is a messenger RNA of Cucurbita maxima (winter squash), 1169 nucleotides long. RefSeq lists its product as uncharacterized. Bases 106 to 801 code for a protein of 231 amino acids. Lineage: Eukaryota; Viridiplantae; Streptophyta; Magnoliopsida; Cucurbitales; Cucurbitaceae. The transcript is spliced from 2 exons. The record is from RefSeq and is a predicted model, not a curated record.
UCAUAGUUUUGUUGUCAAAAAUGGUGGAAAAGCAAAAGGCUUACAAAGACCACAUGGGUUUUAUUUCACUUUCCAACUCCUUCGCCCUUCUCUCUUCCUCCCAUAAUGGAAAAGUUCACAGACCACUGCGCUUCACUCUGCUCAUCAUCAUCGCCGCCGUCGUCGUCGUCGUCUUCUUCCAAACAAUCUCGUCUCAAUGUUGUCGUUGUUUCAACUCUUCUAGCUUCAAUUUGCUUUCUCAGUCUCCGAUUCUCACCUUCCUUCCUUAGUCUUCUUCUUCUUCUAAUCCCUUCGUUUUUCUUCCUCGCAAACAAAAAAUCCGAUUCCAGUCAAAUCUCGGACCGCAAUCCGCUUCUCAUCUCCACCGCUGGCCACCUGUUCGACGAAAAGCCUCAAAGAACAGUGGAAGAACUAUCCGCAGCACAAAUCGGAGAAGAGCUUUCUUCUGACGAUGAUAGUAGCAGCAAUGGCGGAUUUGAAAGUGGCGGAGAUUUCGAGUCCGAUCUCUGGAUGUGUUUGGACGAACUGGCUCGGAAUCUUCCGUUCUCUGACGAUUCGAGUUCCGAAGAUGACGAUAGCUUGAUCGAAAUUCCUCUUCUUCCGUACUCGGACGCGAUUCGAACGGAUUCGAACAGAGCAUUAGUUCGAAAUCUUGAGACGUGUUUGCCUGAUUUGUUACCGGAUUCUGUCCUGAAACAGAACGGAUUCGUGGAGCUUUUGGAAGAGAUCAACGAGGAAGAUAACUUGAUCGAGAUCGAUAUUUCCAGAGGCUUCAAUCGAGUUUCCACUGUUUGCAACUGAAGUAUGAAAAUCAGGGAUCGAGCAUUUGGAGUAAACUAGAAUGUUUUGAACGAGUCAUUUGAGCGAGAAUUUGGGAAGCUAAUUUAAACAACGCUCGUACUUAACCUCUCAAACCAUUCGACAUGCACGAGCAGAUCCUAAUGUCACUUUGGACGUCUCAACGCUACUGAUUUUUAGUUAACGUCAUGUUUAACGUUGGACAAUGUUUUGACACGGUUGGAUGCUCAAAUUACGAACAUUCAAGUUUUCGUUUGUAGUGUCUCGAUGAUGUCAUCUUUUUUAUAAUAUUUUUCUUAUUUGAAGAACAAUACCGAGAUUCGAACUAGCUUCACUAUUUCUACAAGUUAGAAUAGAACUAAUAGUUAUUU